UAGUAAAUUCCCAUGACGACCUUCUCAAAGGUUUUUCCAUUCUGGCUCCUGGAUUUCUUCAUAGAAGAAAAGUUUCCUUACUAUUGUUCUUCCUCUGUCUCUCUUAGGAAAGCCUUAGCCCAUAAUUUCUCUGGCUUUACUGUGUCAUUCUUGGGAAAACCAGGAGCUUCUUGAAGAAGCCUCUUUCUUCUGGAGGAGCCUCAAGUCCCUUUUAAAAUUCUGAUUGUAUAGCUGCCCCUUCUUCUGUUGUCAUACAUCUCCAUUCUCUGUUGUCCCAUCUUGACAAGGGCUAUCUCCCCUCUACCUUAAUCAAAACCUUUUUUCUUCCCACUGAAGCCUUGUUUCUUUCCUUUAGGAGUCUUACAUUCUUUCUAACAAUCUAUAUUCUAGUUCCUUCAUCUUCAGAAGGGAAAUCAAACUAAACUUAGAACACAAAAAAUAGUCAUGGAAUUGCAAUUACAACUUUAUAGAGGCUGAGAUUUUCAACCUCUUAAAACGACUUAGGGAUAUUUAUCCACUAAAUACCUGGUUACAAAAACAAAAAAACAAAAACCUUUGCACUUCCAAUUUGCUUUACACUGCCCUCCCCCUCCCCACUUACUCUUAUCUGUGUACUUAGCCUUCUGUUUGUUCCACUUAUCCUUUCUUGCCUUGCCAACUAUCUUCUUCUUAAUCUUUCUUGAAUCUUUUCUCUUCAGGUUCUACAUCCUAAUCCUCCUUAAUUAUCCACUAUCCUCUUCCUAAUCCAUAAGUAGAAUCUGGGCCAUUAUUCUGAGCCUGGAGAUUAUUCUCCUUCAUAUUUUCAUUAAUUUAUCCUCCAAAUUCAACUUCCAACACUAUAUUGAUCUAAACCUGUCUUAAGUUAUCUACAUGGUUUCUCUCUCCUAGGAUUCAUGUUUUCUUUUUCCCUGAUCCUCUUCUACUCCCUUCCACUACCCUUCUUUUCUCAUGGAAGCCAGUAGAAUAAAUACUCUGUCCUCAUCACUCUUUAUCUCCAGUAUUAUAUUCAGUUUGGGAUACCAUGGUUUAAAAUGGCAUUGAUAAACCAGAAAGUGACAGCCAGGAUACUGAAAGGUCUUGACAUUUGAGGGUCUGUUGGUAUAUUUAGCUAUGAUUAAUUCAAGUAUUCAAAGAGCAGUAUUGUAAUGAAUAGAUUAGGUUUCCUUUCUUUGACCUUGAAGGACAGAACCUGGAGCAAUGUUUGGGAAGUUAUGAAGAGUCCAAUUUAGGCUUCAUGUCAGGAAAAACUUUCAAAUGAUGAGAGCUGACCCAAAGUGGAACAGGCUGCCUUGAGAGGUGGGUUCCUUAUCCUUGGAUAAGGAUAUCUUCAGGUAGUGACUGGACAACCACUUGUCAGGUAGGUUAUAGUAGGGAUUAUAUUCUAUAUAUGGGUUGAUAGUCUUUGGAGAUCUUGUGCAACUCUCAGAUUCUUUGAUUCUGUGACUGAUUCCCACCUAUUUUUCCUCCUGGAAACAUCAGGAUUUGACUUAUACCUCUAAACAGUAGUAGUUUCCACUCAAGAAUUCCAGCUAACAAAACAUUGGCAAAGUUUAUCUCACUCCAUAGAAAACAUACCUAGGUCUGACUCUUCCCCUUCUUUCUCUGGUAAAUAUACCCCUACCUCCCCCAACAACCUGAAUAGCUUUCUUUACCUAGAUUACCCUUUUAUAUGAAUUAUACCAUUCUCUCUCCAUGCCUCCCUAGUACCACUCAAAGAGAAAGUACUUGAGGUUGAUUGUAUGUCCCUGAUAGAGUUGGCUCACCAGAAAGGGAAAGAGAACAGUUAUCUUAACUGUUAAUAGGUUGAAGUGCAAGUACUUCAUGUUUUCGUAUUGGGCUUAAUAAAGCCCGUUUUAUAUUGUUUUGUUAGCCUCAAUGCUUGUAUGGCACCUGAGGUCUUUGUACUUUUUGUAGUGAUCUAGACAUGAAUCCCACCUCCCCUUGGAAACGUAGAGUUGUUCCAGACUUAGAAUACUCCUGGUAAAGAGAAUUACAUGGAAUUGCUUCCCUAAACCUGUACAGUUCACAGAGCUUCUAGUAGUAGCAGUGAAAAGGAGCAUUGGGUUUCUCUCCUCCAUAUAGUAGCUACUUCUUGCUCUUCCUUGGCCCUGGCUCCUUCUUUGCAUCUGAGAAGCUUGACCUAGGAUUCUCAUAGUGUUCUGUCCACUGCUGCUGGCUCAGGUGACUUGGGAACUCCACAGUCCCUCUGGUACCACCAUAUCUGGGACCUCUCCUUAGAGGGAUCCUAUGUAUGUACUGGGUUUCCGCCAAGGGAAUGACUUCUGAAACUCAAUGUGUCAAUAGUCCAACCCAUCUCUGUGUCUCUUUCCUAUAGCUCCAGUCUGCCCUUUUUAAAGGCCAAGUCCAAGGGAAGCCCAAGUAGCAGUCAUCCCCAAUUUGGUGUUCUCGGAGCAAGACUGCCCAGGAUAGUUUACUUGCCUAAACUGGAUUGAAAGCCACUCAAAUUACUGGAGAUCAUCUUUUUAAGGUAUCUCAAGAGAAAAGAAGCAGGUCUUCACAAUAAUGGAAGAGUCCACAAGUUCUAAAAAUGGAAAUCAUGAACCAAGGAAGACUGCUCGGGUUGUUUGUGAAGAAAGCAAAGCUAUUAGAGCUACCAACAAUCAGAAUUUGAAAGCUAGAAAUGAUAGAGUCAUAAGGGACAUUGGAAGAAGUUCUCCAAGUGGGAACAGUAAUAAAAAAAAUAAACAAAAUGAUGUUUGUACAGAAAAAAUAGACCUUAAAUCAUGUAAGGUAAAUACCUCUAGUGUCUCAGGCACUAAAGACUUGGGAUCAGUCCUUCAAGAUCAAAGUCACUGCAAAGCAAAAAAGUCACCAGGGCCCCUGGCGACCAUCGAAAGUGGGAAACCAAGAGCCCAGCAGGUGGAGGAGAAUGUUCCAAGUUCCCCUAUUCCUGAGAAGGAUGUGAAUAAAGAAACCUUACUUGCUGUACAAAAAGGAAAAUCAGCCUUAGAAAAUGCUCCAGGCACUCCGAAACUAAAAAUGUGUACAGAUAAUACUAGUGACUCUGGUAAUAGUAUUUCAGGAACAGAAGACAAAUCUGAUGACUUGAGUAAAAUGAAGAGUGCUGAGCCAAUGAAAGACCCUCCUUCAGAGCUGGAUUACUUAGAAAACGCUACCACCAUCGAUGAGUCGAUGCUGACCCCUGAGCAAAAGCUGGGGCUGAAACAGGCUGAGGAACGCUUGGAGCGAGAUUACAUCUUUCGACUAGAAAAACGCUCCCCGGAAUAUACCAAUUGCCGAUAUCUAUGCAAAUUAUGCUUAGUUCAUAUCGAAAACAUCCAGGGAGCACAUAAACACAUAAAGGAGAAACGGCAUAAGAAAAACAUUACGAGAUCUAUUAAAAACACCAGAUCCAAUGAUCCCUGGCUCGCUCUUUCCAUGUCUCUCCCAACAACUGGACCAUUGGCUCAUCCCACUGAAUUAUCCACCUCCCAGUCAGCUGUUUGUGGUCCUGUGGGAUCCAGUCUACACAAAGCAUUAUGUGAAAAACAAGAAGAAAAUGAACUCCGUUCCCUGCCACCUCCUUCCCCUGCCCAGCUGGCGGCUUUGAGCUCCACCCUCAUGCAAGCAGCAAAAGAACAAGGGAUUUCAGACAAUGACUUUGGGUUCCGGCAGGACAUUGUGACUGAAAUGGAAAAGGUUAUACAGCUUCGCUUACCAGACUGUUCACUGCGCUUGUACGGCUCCUCUAUGACUAGGUUUGCCUUUAAAAGCAGUGACGUUAACAUAGAUGUGAAAUUUCCAUCCACUAUGAGUCACCCAGAUGUUCUGAUUCAGGUGCUUGACAUAUUAAAAAACUGUGCAUUAUACUCAGAGGUGGAGUCUGACUUUCAUGCCAAAGUUCCUGUUGUCUUUUGCAAAGAUGUGAAGAGUGGUUUAAUCUGUAAGGUGAGCGCUGGAAAUGAUGUGGCAUGCCUCACAACUGACUUGCUUGCUGCCCUUGGCAAGCUAGAGCCUGUCCUAACUCCACUGGUAUUAGCUUUUCGCUACUGGGCUAGGUUGUGCCACAUUGACUGCCAGGCUGAAGGGGGGAUCCCUUCAUACUCUUUUGCUUUAAUGGUGAUGUUUUUUCUUCAACAAAGAAAACCCCCUCUUCUUCCUUCCUAUUUAGGGAGUUGGAUUGAAGGCUUUGACUCCAAACGAGUCGAUGAGCACCAGCUGAAGGGCAUCGAAGAUGAGAAGUUUGUGAAGUGGGAAUAUAAACCUUUGCCCAGUGGGCCUGGGAAGAACUCAGGCACCUCUGAAAAUAAAGCCAAAGCUGAUCAGAGAAGUGGCACUAAGAAGGCAACCAGCUCAGAAACGGACCCUCAGAGUGGUGCUGCCAAGGAGAGACAUGGCAAGUCUCCUUUAGCGUUGGAAAUACCAAAUCAGGUGUCCCUGGGACAAUUAUGGUUAGAGCUGUUAAAGUUUUACACACUGGAAUUUGCUUUGGAGGAAUAUGUCAUAAGCGUACGGGUACAAGAACUCUUAACACGAGAGAACAAAAACUGGCCUAAAAGGCGAAUAGCCAUUGAAGACCCUUUUGCUCUCAAGAGGAAUGUUGCACGGAGUUUGAAUAGCCAGAUGGUGUUUGAAUAUAUCCUGGAGAGGUUCAGGACAGCCUAUAAAUAUUUUGCUUGUCCUCAGAGUAAAGACGGGAAUAAGUCUAAGGUGGAUUCCAGGAAGAAGGAGAGGGGGAAAAUGAGCAACAAGAGACCUGCUAAGUCUGGAGAUGUGGGCACCAGUUGCGGCCCUCUCCAGGGGGAAAAUGUAGAGAAGAUCAACCCAGGAAGUAGGAGUGGUGCUCAUGUUUGUCAGUCUGAUGACUGUAAUGAAACGGAGUGUACGUCCCAGAGAUGUAGGAAGGAUGUAGGCCGAUUGGUAAAGAAGCUGGAUGCCACUGACUCCAGUCAUGGUGAGAAUGAUGGCUGUGAAGCAGAGCCCAAACCUCUUGAAGAGCAACAUGAUUUAGAGCCUUCAGAAAUUUGUUCGAAAGAUGAGCUCAGCCACCAGUGUAACUGCCAUGAACACAGGUCACCUGACCCAGACGCCAUUAAUGAACUUGAGGGGACCCACUGCAGACCAGAUUUGGAAACAAAGUGUUCACAGACGACUCCAUGCACUGACAUUGACACAUCAGCUACCUCUCCCCACUGCCAAGGUCUGGCAGAAGCUUCUGACCUUCAAGAAGAAGAUCAGCUCUGCCCUCCAGAAAUGCAUUAUGUGUUUGAUAAAUUUAUUUUGACUUCUGGCAAGCCUCCGACUAUAGUAUGUAGCAUCUGCAAGCGAGAUGGUCACUCCAAGAAUGACUGUCCAGAUGAUUUCAAGAAAAUUGAUCUCAAACCGCUGCCACCAAUGACAUACCGAUUUCGGGAUAUACUUGAUCUAGUUUGUAAAAAAUGCUUUGAUGAAUUAUCACCUCCAUUUUCUGAACAACAAAGCAGGGAGCAAAUUUUAGCCAGUUUGGAAAGGUUUAUUCAAAAAGAAUAUAAUGAAAAGGCCAGACUUUGCUUAUUCGGGUCUUCAAAGAAUGGGUUUGGAUUCCGGGACAGUGAUCUUGAUAUCUGCAUGACGCUCGAUGGCCACGAAAAUGCCGAGAAAUUGAAUUGUAAGGAAAUAAUUGAAGGUUUGGCAAAAAUUCUUAAGCGACAUCCAGGUUUAAAAAACAUCUUGCCUAUAACUACUGCCAAAGUGCCUAUAGUAAAAUUUGAACACAGGCGGAGUGGAUUAGAAGGAGACAUCAGCUUAUACAAUACCCUGGCUCAGCAUAAUACGAGAAUGCUGGCUACGUAUGCGGCCAUCGAUCCUCGGGUGCAGUACUUGGGCUAUACCAUGAAAGUGUUUGCCAAGCGUUGUGACAUUGGUGAUGCGUCCAGAGGAAGUUUAUCUUCAUACGCUUAUAUCCUCAUGGUGCUGUACUUCCUGCAACAGAGAGACCCCCCUGUGAUCCCAGUCCUACAGGAGAUAUUUGAUGGAAAACAAAUUCCCCAGCGAAUGGUGGAUGGAUGGAAUGCCUUUUUCUUUGAUGACAUGGAGGAGCUGAAAAAACGUUUGCCCUCCCUGGGCCAAAACACAGAGACACUGGGUGAGCUGUGGCUGGGGCUGCUCCGUUUUUACACUGAAGAAUUUGAUUUCAAGGAAUAUGUUAUCAGCAUUCGGCAGAAAAAGCUGCUGACGACUUUUGAGAAACAGUGGACAUCCAAAUGCAUUGCGAUUGAAGAUCCUUUUGACUUGAAUCAUAACCUUGGUGCUGGAGUCUCUAGAAAAAUGACCAAUUUCAUCAUGAAGGCAUUUAUCAACGGAAGGAAGCUUUUUGGCACCCCCUUUUAUCCUCUUGUUGGAAGAGAAGCGGAGUACUUCUUUGAUUCUAAAGCCCUGACGGAUGGAGAGUUGGCUCCCAAUGACCGAUGCUGCCGUGUGUGUGGAAAGAUUGGACACUACAUGAAGGACUGUCCUAAAAGGAGGAGCGCUUUACUGUUUAGGCUGAAAAAGAAAGAGAAUGAGAAAGAAGAUGAGAAAGAAAUGAAGGAUGAAGACAGAGAGCUUCGAGAGAAAAGAUGUUUUAUCUGUGGAGAUGUGGGACAUGUCCGAAGAGAAUGCCCUGAAUACAAACAAGCACGGCAGAGGAACAACGGCCUGGCAGGUGCCCAGCUGGUGCGCACCCUAGUCAGUGCCCAGGCAGUGGCUGGCUCAGUCCAGCAGCAAGUGGAUCGACCCUUGCGGACCAGGCAAUCCUCUGAAUGCUCUGAUUCACAGCCGUCAUCUUACUCUCCACAGCCCCCGCCAUUCCCCCAGAACUCUUCUCAACCAGCUUCUCUUGCCCAGACCACGCCACAGCCCAUAGCCCAGCCCAAGCACGGCCCACCACAGGCGGCCCAGCCUCCCCAUCAGGUCCAACUGCCUUUGUUUAACUUUCCCCAGUCACCCCCAGGUCAGUACUCGGCCCUGCACAACUUGGGACUGCUGCAGGUGCACCCCCCCCACCCCAUCCCUCUCCCAGGCGCCACCUGGCCCAUCCACGGCCCCGUGAUCCACUCGGCACCGGGGAACCCCACCCACCCCGCCGGCGUCCCGUUCCCCAUGCAGUCUGGUGGUAGUGGUACCACCAACAACCAGAGCACUGUGAGCCUGAACGACCCCAGCAUCAUCUUUGCACAGCCCGCUGCCAGGCCCCCCCUGGGCAUUCCCACUUCUCACGAGGGACACUGGCACGGCCCCGUGGCAGCAAACUCACUGGUGAACAAUGGUGCCGUGGGGAACUCAGAUCAGGGCUUUCAAGGACAAUUUGCAAAACUGACCCCUCCGAUUCCUUGGGAUCACGGGGCCCCCGCCCAUUUCCCUAUCCUCCAAGCGUCGUGGCCUUACGGCGGCGUGCCUCAGAACUUCCUCCAGCAGGGGAACGCCAGCUUUCAGCCGAACAAAGCUUUCUACCCUCCAGCUGGCCCACUGAUGCCAAGCAACCCGAGAUUCCCUCUGCUGUCUCAAGGGCACCCGUCCCUCAGCUUGAACUACAUCCAGCAGAAGAAAUGACAUUUCAUGGAAAUCAAAGCAAAUCAGGUCCUGGAUUUAACAUUUUAACACAACUCGUUUAGAUACAGAUUAUUUAAAUUUAAGACUGUUUUUAAAGUGUAUCAUUUGUAUAUAGAUACAAGCUAUAGUUUUUACUAGUAUCACCAAAAUGAGUGAUACAAAUUUCAUCUAUUUUAUUACCCUAUUUUUAAGGGACUUUUGUGUUUUGUUUUACCUUGAUGAACUGUAAAAAGAGAGAAUUUAAAAAAAAAUUAAGUUCUUUAUUUUCUAUUAGCUGUAUUCAUACUUUGGUUGCUUCAGACUUUAUAUAUAUUGUUCUUAAAAAUAAGAAUUAGGAAGGGAUUUCAUGUGUUUUAAAAUUUGUCACUUCUAUUCUUUACAGAACUAUGUAGUGCCAAAAACUUUUUAAAAGGAAAAAAAAUAAAACAAAAUUGCAACAA
Monodelphis domestica (gray short-tailed opossum) is the source of this 7970-nucleotide messenger RNA. The record is from RefSeq and is a predicted model, not a curated record. Lineage: Eukaryota; Metazoa; Chordata; Mammalia; Didelphimorphia; Didelphidae.